AGCGGCAUCAUGUCAAUGCCCACAGUUGGGACUCUUAUUUUGAAAGGAAGUUGAUGUGGACUUUCGCGUUGACUGUACGCAACUCGCAUUAGAUAUUUUACUAUUUGUAGAUGUAUACCUAGCUAGUUAUUGACAGAGAAGAGCACAUGUUCGGGUGUUCGUUCCAUAGCUCGUGGUGUAUUAUAACAUGUGGACACUGAACCCUUUAGAAUCCGGAGGUGUCACCCACUACCUCCUGCCAGAGAAGGAGUAUGUGGUGGGGCGUAAGAACUGUGAGGUCAUCCUGCCCAAUGACCAGUCCAUCAGCCGGGCUCAUGCUCACCUCACUGCUACAGAUCAGGCCCUGACCCUGAAGGACAGUUCUAAGUAUGGCACGUUUGUUAACGAGGAGCGUCUGUCAGGGGACACCCCUCGCAGCCUGGUGGCAGGGGACAGAGUGACAUUUGGUGUCUUUCACAGCAAAUUCAGUGUGCAGCAGGUAACUGUGGUAGUGUGCUCGUCCUGUGUUGAUAAUGAAGGGAAGGUCUCUCUGUCUCAGACCCUGCAGCUUCUGGGUGGCCGGCUGACCAACACCUGGACACAGGACUGCACUCACCUGGUCAUGCCCACUGUUAAAGUCACCAUUAAGACUAUCUGUGCGUUGCUGUGCUGUCGGCCCAUAGUCAAGCAGGAGUUUUUCACUGAGCUCACCAAAGCCCUGCAACAGAAACAACCACCUCCAAAAGCUGAAAGUUUCUUUCCAGAGAUAGACGAGCCCAGUCUGAAUAAGGAUGAGGUGGACCUGACAGAGAGGCCAGAACGUAAAGAACUUUUCACUAGCAAGACCUUCCUCUUCCUCAAUGCCAAACAG
Oncorhynchus kisutch (coho salmon) is the source of this 850-nucleotide messenger RNA. RefSeq names its product nibrin. NCBI's taxonomy places the organism in Eukaryota, Metazoa, Chordata, Actinopteri, Salmoniformes, Salmonidae. The record is from RefSeq and is a predicted model, not a curated record. Gene Ontology annotation, cellular component: Mre11 complex. Gene Ontology annotation, biological process: double-strand break repair via homologous recombination; mitotic G2 DNA damage checkpoint signaling. Gene Ontology annotation, molecular function: protein binding; damaged DNA binding.